This is a messenger RNA of Lactuca virosa, 735 nucleotides long. NCBI's taxonomy places the organism in Eukaryota, Viridiplantae, Streptophyta, Magnoliopsida, Asterales, Asteraceae. The record is from the annotation of a GenBank genome assembly.
AUGUUUAAAGACAUAUUUGUAGCUCAUUGUACAUCAAGAUUCACCGUCCCUCGUUCCUCUAGCAAAUGGAACAGUCGCCUCAAGUGUAAUCUCUACUACUACCGGACAAAUUACUUCAUCAUGAUUGUUUUCAUUCUUGGAUUAGGAUUUAUCAGGAGGCCAUUUGCUAUAGUUGCUGCCAUGUUGACUGCUCUUACUAUAGCUUUCUUAAAUGACAGCUUUGCAGGGACAUUUAGUGAAAAGGUGACUAGAACUGUGAGGCGGUUUUCUCCACACAUGGCAGCAAAAAUGAGACCUCCACUAACACCUGUUAUUCGUGGGCGCCCUUCUUCUAAGAGAACAAUUUAUAUAUGUGGAAAACCUCGUUGGGUGUGUGUUUCAUUAUUCUCUGCUGCGAGUUUCUUUGUUUGGUUUAUUUCUUGUGGGCUCUUGACUUUGCUAUGGGCAUGCGCCAUCGGCCUUCUUGCAACGGUGUUGCAUGCAAGCUUUCGGACACCCAAUUUGAAAGCUCGUCUGAAUACAUUCCGUGAGGAAUUCCGUGCAGUUUGGCGCAAUUAUAGCGAACUGUAGGUGUGUGUAGAUUCAUGUGCUUACUUACUACUACUACUACUACUACUCUUUAUUUCAGUUUUGAGGAUCCUCAUGUUUUAGUUGUUAUGGAGUUUUACACCAUGUGUUCUUUUAUGUUAAUAAUAUUUCGUAAUUGGAAGCCUUUUUACACGUUGUAUUUGCUGC